This is a messenger RNA of Penicillium nucicola, 2208 nucleotides long. RefSeq names its product terpene cyclase/mutase family protein. Gene Ontology annotation, molecular function: lanosterol synthase activity. The record is from RefSeq and is a predicted model, not a curated record. Gene Ontology annotation, cellular component: lipid droplet. Gene Ontology annotation, biological process: triterpenoid biosynthetic process; ergosterol biosynthetic process. Bases 1 to 2208 code for a protein of 735 amino acids. The transcript has 4 exons. NCBI's taxonomy places the organism in Eukaryota, Fungi, Ascomycota, Eurotiomycetes, Eurotiales, Aspergillaceae.
AUGUCUUCUACACCUCAUAUUGGCCCAUGGAGGACACCAGCUCAGGGCCAUCUUACUCCGGACUCCAAUGGAGAUCUUAAGACCGAUUACGCGCGCUGGCGAUUGGUCGACGAUGAAGGCCGCCAGACCUGGCGGUAUCUCGAAUCCGAUGAGGAACUUCAAAAAUGGCCGCAAGCAACAGCAGACAAGUAUCACCUAGGGUUGCCAACGGAUCUUCCUCAUUUCUCAAAGCCCCAGACGCCCUUGGAAGCUGCCGAGAAUGGUCUGUCAUUCUUUUCACAUCUCCAACUCGAACCUGGUAAUUGGGCCUGUGAAUAUGGUGGCCCGAUGUUCUUGCUACCGGGUAUUCUGAUCACUUACUAUGUGACCAAGACACCUAUCCCCCCUGAGUAUGCAGUAGAGAUCAGACGUUAUCUAUUUGCCCGGCAGCACCCAGAAGAUGGUGGCUGGGGCCUACACAUUGAAGGUCACAGCUCUGUUCUUGGUACUUCUUUGAACUAUGUUGCUUUGCGUUUGGUCGGUGUCAGCGAGGAUGAUCCACGCAUGAUCAAAGCCAGGGGUCUUCUGCAUAAGUUUGGAGGUGCCACCUAUGGGCCUCACUGGGCCAAGUUCUGGCUGAGUAUUCUUGGGGUCAUGAAAUGGGAGGGCGUCAACCCAGUUCCCCCUGAGCUCUGGCUUCUUCCCGACUGGGUACCUUUCGCCCCUUGGCGGUGGUGGUGUCACAUGCGCCAGGUCUUCCUCCCAAUGUCCUAUCUGUGGUCCAAGAAGUGGUCUCAUCCACUGGAUGACUUGACAAAAUCGCUCCGAGAAGAGCUAUAUACUCAGCCCUAUGACAGUAUUGAUUUCGCUGCACACCGCAAUUCCAUCCACGAGGCAGACAACUACUACCCCAAGACUUGGUUGCUUAAUUUCGCUAAUGACUUGCUGGUUCGAUUCUGGAACCCCUACCUUCGACACCCUAGCAUUGUUAAGCGCGCCGAGGACUGGACCUGGGAAUUGAUUCGUAUGGAAGAUGAAAACACCAAGUAUGCGGGGCUGGGACCCGUUAACAAUCCAAUGAACAUGGUGGCAUGCUUUGUUCAUGACGGCCCUGACAGCUACUCUGUGCGCCAACAUCGGGAGCGAUUGAAUGAUUACAUGUGGAUCAAGGACGAAGGAAUGCUAGCCAACGGAACCAACGGUGUUCAGGUUUGGGACACUGCUUUCAUUACUCAGGCCAUUGUGGUUGCUGGCUUCGCCGAUGACCCGAAGUGGCGGCCUAUGUUGACAAAGGCCCUGGAGUUCCUCGAUGAUCAUCAACUACGAGAGAACGUCCCAGACCAAGAAAAGUGCUAUCGUCAGCAUCGUAAGGGUGCAUGGCCCUUCAGCACCAAGGAUCAAGGUUAUACCGUCAGCGACUGCACAGCCGAAGGUCUUCGCUCAACACUGCAGCUGCAGGAGAUGUACAACUUCCCGAAGCUUGUCCCUGUGGAGCGAUUGAAAGAUGCCGUGGACUGUCUUCUUCUCCUGCAAAAUCCAAGCGGUGGCUUUUCCGAGUAUGAAGUUACUCGUGCGUCGCCCAAGGUAGAAUGUCUCAACGCCGCAGAAGUCUUUGGUGGAAUCAUGAUCAGCUACGACCACCCAGAAUGCACGACCGCGUCCGUGACAGCGCUUUCACUGUUCAGCAAGUUCUACCCAGAUUAUCGUGCCGAUGAAAUUAGGGAUGCAAAGAAGAAGGCUGUCGCUCACAUCAAGCACGUCCAGCGCGCCGAUGGCAGUUGGUAUGGCUCUUGGGGAAUAUGUUUCACCUACGCUGCCUUAUUUGCGCUCGAAAGCUUGGCCAGUAUUGGCGAGACUUACGAAACAAGCGCGGACUCUCGUCGGGGCUGCGAUUUCUUGAUCGAAAAGCAGCAGGCGGAUGGUGGCUGGGGUGAGUCUUACCUCAGCAGCUCAACACAUCAAUAUGUGCAGCAUGAGAAGUCUCAGGUAUGUCAGACUGCCUGGGCUCUUCUUGGGCUCAUGGAGGCCGACUACCCACACAAGGAGCCGUUGGAGAAGGGCAUCAAGCUGUUGAUGUCUCGCCAACAACCAAAUGGAGAGUGGCUGCAAGAAGCGAUUGAAGGUGUCUUCAACCAGUCCUGUAUGAUAUCCUAUCCUAACUACAAAUUCUACUGGCCUAUCCGCGCGCUUGGUUUGUACAGCAGGAAGUAUGGAAAUGAGAAGCUCUAG